AUGAACGGCCAGUAUUACGCUAAUUUGUUGGAUCAGGCGCAUGAAACAGACGUAAGGCGCUACAAGCUCUUACCGCCACAACCCCUACCCGACAGCAACAUCGCAACGGCAUCCCACGCCCCGCCUAGUCGUUGCAGCCCAAACAGCUGCAAUCAAAACCCCAACAGACGUGUGCUUGCACCCAACGUGCAACAACUGCAACACGUGACACCACCACCAUCGCACGGUGGACGCGAUCUACGCCAGAAUCAAUCUCAGCAGCAAGUUUGUCGUGCUGUUGUGCGUCCAGUGAAACCGGCUGAGAAGCGACAUUCAACACAUCAACUGCAUAAGCGUGACCGUUACGUUUAUCAAGUGAAUCCACAAACACGCUGGUAUACCAUAUAUGAACGUGUGCCAUAUAUCCGUUUGGAGCCACGCUUGAGCGGUGUCUACAACAGUCCCUAUCCACACUACAUACACCUGCCGCCACAGGGGAAAUCGAGCCAACUGGGCGAGAAUAAGGAACAACAUUUAUUGCCAUUGCCGCCGUUGAAGCCAGAUGAGGCGCAACUGUCGCACUUGACUUCGUUGCUUGAGAAGGAGAAGCAUCAACAACAAUUGCAACAACAAGAGAAAUUUUCGCAGCAGACAUUCCAGCAGCAACAACAAAAUUUGGCGCAUCAGCAACACCCAACACCAACAUCGUUUGACUCUUACGAAUACCAGGACUGCACAUCGCAAUUACCAUCGACGCCACCACCACAAUAUACGCAGCUGCCUCAAUACCAUCAGCCGUCCUCUAUACAGUUGCCGCCAUAUUCACAUCAAUUCGCACAGUUACAGCAGUCUUCUUUGACUCCGUCGUCUUUGGCAUCAUCAUUGGCAGCUCCGCAGUUGUCGCAACCAUACAACGCCGUUUCGGAUCAGUCUCCAAAUCACUUUUGUAAUUGCAAUUGUCACGGCACUUAUUUGCCCUACGAGCAGCUGCCGCCGAAUUAA
Messenger RNA from Ceratitis capitata (Mediterranean fruit fly), 981 nucleotides. Its product is annotated as putative mediator of RNA polymerase II transcription subunit 8. Lineage: Eukaryota; Metazoa; Arthropoda; Insecta; Diptera; Tephritidae. The transcript is spliced from 3 exons. Bases 1 to 981 code for a protein of 326 amino acids. The record is from RefSeq and is a predicted model, not a curated record.